AGUGAGUUUCAAUUCAAUCGGUCACCAGUCACCACCUGGGCUCUUAAUUGUUCCACUGAGCAUGGCCCAGAUAAUUAGAUGCACAUUUCGUUUAGGUUCAUUGAAAUUGGACAAAAGUCCGGAUAUUCGUAAAUUUGUACCUUGGAAAUAUCCACGAUCAUGGAUUCAUACGAGUUACAUUAUGAACGUCAAGGGAAAAGAAGUGCUUAUGCCUUCGCUCUCGCCGACCAUGGAAACUGGCACCAUUGUCAAAUGGAUCAAACGUGUGGGAGAUCCCAUUCAAGCUGGGGAUGCUUUAGCCGACAUCCAAACAGAUAAAGCUGUGAUGACUUUUGAGAUGGAUGAUGACAGCGUACUGGCCAAAAUUAUUGUUCCUGAAGGUACCAAAGAUGUUAAAGUCGGAACUCUUAUUGCUCUCACCGUCGAACCGGAUGAAGACUGGACCACAGUUGAAAUGCCGACUGGCACCGAUGUAGCUUCCCCAAGUUCGUCAACUCCUGCACAAUCAUCUGCAAGUGCGGAGCCCCAGGAAAUACCAGCUGGACAAAUAAGCGUAAUGAUGCCAGCGCUAUCACCAACAAUGACAACAGGGACGAUUGUCAAGUGGUUGAAAAAGGAAGGCGAUGACAUAUCUCCUGGAGAUGCUUUAGCAGAUAUUCAGACAGAUAAAGCCGUGAUGACUUUUGAAAUGGAUGAAGAGGCAACAUUGGCUAAAAUUCUUGUCUCUGAAGGAUCGCAAGUUGAAGUUGGUCAGCUAAUUGCAAUCACGGUAGAAAAAGGAACUGACUGGAAAAACGUUGUAGUUCCAACGAAUGUUCUAAAGUCGACGCCCAGUCCAGCUGCGCCGAGUUCAGCAUCAGCUUCCCCAACUUCCCAAACGCCUGUAGCUGCAGGACCAAAGCCACCAGCCAGUGGACAAGUUUAUGGCCUGGCAGUUAAACGACUCUUGGAAGAAUAUGGCUUGAGUUCGGGCUCUGUAAAAGGAACCGGUCGGCCAAAUCGUCUCCUCAAAGGCGAUGUCCUUGCUCAUAUACAAGCGAAUAAUAUACAGAAAGUCACACUCAAAGCUGAUGGUCCACCAUCGAGUAAAUCUGGAUCCAGUCCUACCCAAGUUAGGGGACCAAUUCUUAUUCGAAAAAAUGCUCCAUCUACGUACAAAGAUCUGGAAAUUAAUAACAUUCGUGCCGUUAUUGCUAAACGGCUCACGGAAUCGAAGAGCAAUAUUCCUCAUGCUUACGCUACGAUGAACAUAAAUAUCGACAAACUGUCCGAAAUACGAAAUAAAAUGAAGGCUGAAGGUGUUUCGGUUUCAGUAAAUGAUUUUAUUACGAAAGCCGUGUCGCACGCACUUCUCGAAUGUCCCGAUAUUAAUUGCCUAUACAAAGAUGGGCAGGUGAUCCGAAUGCAAAACGUUGAUGUGUCGGUUGCCGUCUCAACGCCAACGGGUUUAAUAACGCCGAUAGUGUUUGACAGCUCGAGAAAAAGCCUGACGGAAAUUUCCUCCAGUGUACGAGAACUGGCUGGUAAAGCGCGCGAUGGAACACUUAAACCAAACGAAUUCCAGGGUGGCACGUUCACAAUAUCGAAUUUAGGAAUGUUCGGUAUUAAGGAGUUUUCUGCGAUUAUAAAUCCCCCGCAAACAGCUAUUUUGGCUGUCGGUGCAGGACGAAAUGAGUUAGACUCUUCGUUGAGGAAAGUAACGCGGCUCACAGUGACCCUAUCCUACGAUCGAAGAGCCAUUAACGAAGAUCAAGCUGCUGAUUUCCUCGCCGUUUUACGAGCAAUGUUAGAAGAUCCAACCUUUCUCGCUGUUGGUCGUGCUCAAGCGCUUCGAUACGCACGUGAAUGACCAUUGACAAGAUCCCGUCAAAUUAUGAACUGCCAAACAGCUUCUCAGUGAGCUAUCCUGUGCGUUCAUCCUAAAGUGUUACCUGCCAUGAAAAUAGCCGUGGAAAUUGUUGCUUGGUGAAAAGCAAGAAACCUGUAGUACCAAAAACAAGAACACAAAAAAGAGACAAAGCACGGGCUCGAAGUUACGGAAAGUUCGAGAUCUUAGGAAAAUAAUAAUAUUUAUUGAUAGCUUGCCUACAUGUGGUACAAGAAAAAAUUGGGCUCACGAAAUAAAUGACAAUGAAUAUUGUUUGCAUGGACAUCGGUAUGGUAAUAAUGGAGCUGAUCGGUUCUGAAACGAGAAUAAUCUUAUUGAUAGCGUUGGUCUAUACUGUUUUUGUGCUGCACGAUCAAUCUCGUGGGUCCUUUUUUUAUCAAGAAAAGAACAGAAACCCCAAUGCUUGAUAGCAUUGUUGCAUAAUUAUAAUAGCAUCUCAACGGAGAACGAUCCGUUGGAUCUUGUGAAUAACAGAUUAUUUAUUCGAAACCUCGAGUUCGAUGACUAGAAAAUUUACGCUGUAAAUAACGCAAUUCUAUUGAGUUAUGUCCAAAUUAUAAAUAAUGAAAAAAAGAAUUACAAACAAA
Venturia canescens is the source of this 2475-nucleotide messenger RNA. RefSeq names its product dihydrolipoyllysine-residue acetyltransferase component of pyruvate dehydrogenase complex-like. The coding region runs from base 62 to 1849 and encodes 595 amino acids. Gene Ontology annotation, molecular function: acyltransferase activity. The record is from RefSeq and is a predicted model, not a curated record. Gene Ontology annotation, biological process: pyruvate decarboxylation to acetyl-CoA. The transcript is spliced from 12 exons. NCBI's taxonomy places the organism in Eukaryota, Metazoa, Arthropoda, Insecta, Hymenoptera, Ichneumonidae. Gene Ontology annotation, cellular component: pyruvate dehydrogenase complex; mitochondrion.